AGCAUUUGAAUACAGCCAUGUGGUAAUCUGGCAACACUUAUUUAAGGGAACGCGCGAUUUAAGUUAUUUGUUAAAUAUACUUUUGUUAGUUUUUUCUGUUAAAUAUGUCUUCUUUUCUGGAUAUGCUGACAGAGAGCCAUAGCGUCGACCUUAAAAAGUGCGGCGAUGUGGUGGUCUCUCCCAGCGAUAAUAUGGUGGCGAUUUAUUGCCACUUCUGCCGGGAUAUUUUCACACACUUGCCGGAAUUUUUAAGACACAUCCAGUGGGCGCACAACGAUGUGCUUCACUUCACCAAGGAGCAGAAUGUGUACAGCAUGGAAGAGCUCAUGUCUGGCGAGGAGGGUGAGAAUGCCCAGUCGCCAAAGCAUAACAACAGCAGUGGGGACUUCGCUACACAAGGGGUAGCGGAGGAACCGAAGAGCAUGAAAAAUAUUAGUAAUCAUCUCCAGAAAGAAAAAACGAAACCAACAAUUAAGAAAAUCCUGGCAGAACUUGACUUAAAGGAUGAAAACUCCCAAAUCAAAAAUCCCAUAAAUAUUCAAUCUAAGCCCGUGACUCAAAAAAUCAAAGCAGCUCGCAACAAGGCUGAAAACGGGGGAAAAUCUCUAAGGGUCUGCGACCUUAAAAGUCAUACCAUUGCAAGGAAUGCAAGAAAACGCAUGACAAACGUAAAACAUCGAAUCCUACAAGUUCUUCGAAACGAUGGGCAAACAAACCUUCAACUGAAUCCUGGAAAAACCACCGGUAGUACCUCUAUUAUUGAACCUUUAGAUGUUAAGAACAUUCCCGAAUUCGACUUUAAAACUCCUCCUAAACCACUGCCAAAGUCUUCUCAUUUAAGCGUAAGAAAGUCAACAUUAACCAUGGCACGAGUCUCUGUUGUGAGCACCUCCUCUUCAGUGAAAGAAGCAGUUCAUACCCAAACGAAACCUAUAAUCUUAAAACCCAAACCCACUUCGACUGUACAGAAACUUGAGGUUUUUUCCGCCUCAAGUAUGGUGCAGGAAACCUGCCAUUUCUCAAAAUCGUCAAGCCAAAAUAACACAAAGAUCCAGAAAGGAGUAUCGCCAUUAAAAAUUAGAGAGAUACAAAUUCUUCCUCCACUUAGUAUAGCACCCAAGAAUGAAAAUAAUCUAACUAACCCGUCUCAACUUAAAGAAAAUCAGACUCCGGAAAGUCUGAGCAAACCACUAGAAACUAAGAAAAUCGCGAUAACUAAGCCUCUAAAGAAGAAUAUUAAUCGGCAAGUGGAAAAUCAGACCAAAAAUAAAGUACUAAACAAUGUCAAACCCUUCUCUAAAGACAAUUCUAAAAAGUUUUUUAAGAACCGAAGCAAGUUGGAGUCGGAUAAUAUCCCAAAGUUAACCUAAAUCAGAGUUUGCAAUGAAAAAAGGGCAAACCUUUUAAAUUUUAUAUUUGUAUAAAUUUUUAAAAUAAAUAGAUCCCGAAUGAGAAUAAUUAA
Messenger RNA from Drosophila ficusphila, 1462 nucleotides. RefSeq names its product protein teflon. The transcript has 2 exons. The coding region runs from base 105 to 1370 and encodes 421 amino acids. NCBI's taxonomy places the organism in Eukaryota, Metazoa, Arthropoda, Insecta, Diptera, Drosophilidae. The record is from RefSeq and is a predicted model, not a curated record.